UAGCCCCCCGAGCACGGCCAAAAAGGCGCCCCAGCAGCGCAGCGGCAGAUCGAUCACAGCUCAGCCUCCCUCCGCGAGCGAGCUCCUACCGCUCCGCCAGCUUCGCCCUCGGAAUCGGCUGCCAGCGAAGAGCCGGGAGCGGUCGUGCUACGCGCCGCGAGAACGAGAAUGCUGCACCGGUGCGGCCUCCUCCCGUGCUUCCGCGGCGACAGUGGUGAGGCGGGCCGGCUCGACCCCCGCGUCGCGGACGAGCCGGGCGCCGGCGCGUCGUCCGUGCCGGCCGGCAAGGGCGGCGGCGGGGCGGCCAGGCGGUUCGCGUGGGCCGAGAUCGAGUCCGUCACGGCGGGCUUCUCGUCCCGCGUCAUCGGCCAGGGCGGCUUCAGCACCGUCUACCUCGCUUGCCUCUCCUCCUCCCGCCUCGGCGCCGUCAAGGUGCAGCGCAGCAGCGAAAGGCUCCACCGGGCGUUCUGCCAGGAGCUCGGCGUGCUCCUCUCGCUCCGCCACCCGCACGUCGUGCGCCUGCUCGGCUACUGCGACGAACGAGAUGAGGGCGUCUUGGUGUUCGAGUACGCCCCGAACGGCGACCUCCACGAGAGGCUCCACGGCCGCGGCAAGCCGGCGCUCCCGUGGGCGCGCCGCAUGGCGAUCGCGUUCCAGGUCGCCAUGGCGCUCGAGCACCUCCACGAGGCCCGCGACCCGGCGGUGAUCCACGGCGACAUCAAGGCCUCCAACGUGCUGCUCGACGCCAGCCUCGACGCCAAGCUCUGCGACUUCGGCUUCGCGCACGUCGGCUUCUCCGCCGCGCUCCAGCCGCCGCCGGAGGCCGCGGCGUCCAGGGCGUCCGCGCGCCCCGUCAUGGGCUCCCCGGGCUACGUCGACCCGCACUUCCUCCGCUCCGGCGUCGCCACCAAGAAGAGCGACGUCUACAGCUACGGCGUCCUGCUGCUGGAGCUCCUGACCGGGCGGGAGGCCAUCUGCGCCGACACGGGGUCCCGGCUCACCGCCGCCGUGGGGCCCACGCUCAGCGAAGGGAAAGUGGCUGACGUGGUGGACCGGAGGCUAGGAGACGAGUACGACGCCCACGAGGCCGCGACCGUGGCGUCGCUCGCGCUCCGGUGUGUCAGCGACGGCCCCGGCCUCCGGCCGUCCAUGGCGGAGGUGGUGCGCGAGCUCCAGGAGAAGACGACGGCGCUGAUCGCCGCCGCCGGUAGCAAACCGGCCGGCAAGUCGCCUUCAUGAAUCAUGAGCUGUACGAUGCAGGCUGUAAAUACCAGUAGCUUUGUUUAGGGAUGGUAGAUGGUAAAGAUAAUGUUUUUUACUCAGUUUGUUUAGUAAUUUGUUAAUGUGGUAGUGGAUUAGCAGUUGUUGAAGCAUUCGGAUCACGUAGAAAAGUUUUCGUGAUGUCAGGGUUGGUUGUAGUUUGUAGAGGUUUUGCAGUGGCUCGUUAAUCAAAUCGCCAACUUGGUCUUGUCCGUU
This is a messenger RNA of Panicum hallii, 1476 nucleotides long. RefSeq names its product probable receptor-like protein kinase At4g10390. The transcript has 2 exons. Gene Ontology annotation, biological process: protein phosphorylation. Gene Ontology annotation, cellular component: plasma membrane. NCBI's taxonomy places the organism in Eukaryota, Viridiplantae, Streptophyta, Magnoliopsida, Poales, Poaceae. The record is from RefSeq and is a predicted model, not a curated record. The coding region runs from base 169 to 1239 and encodes 356 amino acids. Gene Ontology annotation, molecular function: ATP binding; protein kinase activity.